GCCCGUGGCGGGAAUGGCGCGCGGCGCUUCGCAAGCCACCGGGUGCUGGUGGAACCGAACGCGGCCGCAGGGGUUGCUGUGAUAAAAUUCAAGAACCCUCCAGUCAAUAGCCUUACUCUGGAGUUUCUGACAGAGUUUGUCAUCUGCUUGGAGAAGCUGGAGAAUGACAAGACCCUCAGAGGUGUCAUCUUAACUUCGGACUGUCCUGGCAUCUUCUCAGCUGGGCUGGACCUGAGGGAGAUGUGCGGGAAGAACCCAGCUCACUAUGCUGAAUACUGGAGGGCCGUGCAGGAGAUGUGGCUAAAGCUCUACCUGUCCAACCUGGUGGUGGUUGCUGCCAUCAACGGAGCUUCCCCUGCUGGAGGCUGCAUGAUGUCCCUCACCUGUGACUACCGGCUCCUGGCUGACAACCCUAGGUACCGAAUGGGACUAAAUGAGACUCUGCUGGGCAUUGUUGCCCCCUUCUGGCUCAAAGACACCCUUGUGAACACCAUUGGGCAUCGGGCUGCAGAGCGUGCCUUGCAACUGGGGCUGCUCUUCCCACCAGCAGAGGCCCUUCAGUUGGGCAUGGUGGACCAGGUAGUGCCCGAGGACCAGGUACAGAGCACAGCACUCUCAGUGAUGACCCAGUGGCUGGCCAUUCCAGACCACGCUCGGCAGCUGACCAAGAACAUGAUGAGGAAGGCCACAGCAGACCACCUGAUCAAACAGCGGGAAGCUGACAUCCAGAACUUCGUCAGCUUCAUCUCCAGAGACUCCACCCAGAAUUCCCUGCAGGUGUACUUAGAAAACCUCAAACAAAAGAAGCACUAGGGCAGGCCUGCCGCACAGGUUUUUCUCUGGUCUCAAGGAAACUGUAAAGAAGGUAGUUUUCAACUUGCUCAGCUCUUUGUUUUCCUGAUCUUAGGGCUGAGUGUCCAAAGGCCCCACUGCCACCACAAGUGCCUCUUGCCUGGUGGGAAGCCAUGACAGCUUGAAGAGCGGUGUCUAGAUUUUUGGAAUUUAAUGGCAGGUGGGUCCUUGUGAGCCCAGACAAGAUCACACUGUCUCCUUUCCCAAAGCAGGAUUGUGAAUAAAGUCCUCAGGUCGUCCCA
Molecule: messenger RNA, 1094 nt
Organism: Fukomys damarensis (Damara mole-rat)
Lineage: Eukaryota; Metazoa; Chordata; Mammalia; Rodentia; Bathyergidae
Gene: Eci1
Product: enoyl-CoA delta isomerase 1
Exons: 6
Biological process (GO): fatty acid beta-oxidation
Cellular component (GO): mitochondrion
Molecular function (GO): enoyl-CoA hydratase activity
Source: RefSeq, a predicted model, not a curated record